This is a messenger RNA of Lethenteron reissneri (Far Eastern brook lamprey), 7464 nucleotides long. Its product is annotated as guanidinoacetate N-methyltransferase-like. Gene Ontology annotation, cellular component: cytoplasm; nucleus. Gene Ontology annotation, molecular function: guanidinoacetate N-methyltransferase activity. Gene Ontology annotation, biological process: creatine biosynthetic process. Lineage: Eukaryota; Metazoa; Chordata; Hyperoartia; Petromyzontiformes; Petromyzontidae. The record is from RefSeq and is a predicted model, not a curated record.
CCUCCCCCCCAUUCCAUCUCCGAGUCCUGCUUCAACCCCACUCUCUCCCCUAUCCCUCUCCCUGCCUCCAUCUCACCCGACCUCCUCCCUCCGGGAGGGAGGGGGCUUGGCCAGAAGGGAUGGGCUAGGGGCCAGCCUCUGGCCAUGAACAGAACAGAGAAGAAGGGUCGGGCCGAGCAUUUUUUUUUUGCGAAGCGCCGCACGUUUACGGUGGCUUUUAAAGCCGGGCGAGCCGCACUGUGCGAGAGACCUUGCCUCUCUCCGCGCCAUUUAUGUCAUCAUCGUCUCGUGUAGCUCUCUGCGGUGGGGAGACGGGGGGGAGGUGGGGAGGCGUUCUCCCCCAUUGUUCGUCUUCUCCUACUGGCACACACGCACACCAUGGCUGCUGUGGUGAGUGAAGGACGGAUCUUUACGUACGGCGAGGACUGCAAGACGUCUUGGAAGGAGGCGGGCGCCCAGUACGAUGACACUGACACCCAUCUGCAGAUCAUGGGCAAGCCCGUGAUGGAGCGCUGGGAGGCACCCUACAUGCACAAGCUGGCGUCCAUCGCCAGUUCCAAAGGCGGUAGGGUGCUGGAAAUUGGCUUCGGCAUGGCCAUUGCGGCCACCAAGAUCGAGGAGCACGACAUCGCCGAGCACUGGAUCGUCGAGUGCAACGACGGGGUGUUCGCACGUCUGCAGCGAUGGGCAGGGCAGCAGCUGCACAAGGUGGUCCCACUGAAGGGCUUGUGGGAAGACGUCGUGCCUACGCUGCCGAAAGGACACUUUGACGGGAUCCUGUACGACACUUACCCUCUGUCAGAGGAGACCUGGCACACCCAUCAGUUCAACUUCAUUCAGGGUUACGCGUAUGACCUCCUGAAACCGGGCGGUGUGCUGACCUACUGCAACCUCACCUCCUGGGGCGAGCUCAUGAAGAGUCAGUUCACCGACAUCAACAAGAUGUUCCAGGAGACACAGCUGCCUCGACUCGAGGAGGCCAAGUUCAAGCGGGAAAACAUCAGCACCGAGGUCAUGGACUUGGUUCCACCUGCCGACUGCAGAUACUACUCUCACGCGCAGAUGAUCGCCCCUACUGUCGUCAAGCUGUAGGCAUUUGGCCGGCAUCCAGGCAGCUCGAUGCAGCCAGGGUGCGACUCUGGUUUGUUGCCAAGAUUUAUGUCUGCCGUGUGUUAAGCCUGGUCCACGUGUAACAAUUUUCCCCGACGCUACGAGAGGGAGAUUGUCAUCUCCAGCAUCGCACCAUUGUCACUCUGCAGUUCGUACAAAACGAUAAAUGUAUUGCCGCUUUGCUGUCGCACUGUCGUGGUGUCAUGUGCUACUAGUUCUGGCAACAACAAUGGCGGCGAUUGUGUUGCCAUAUCAGGUAGAUUCACUGCCCUCUGCCAUGCUCUCAUAGCAAAAGAUGACAUCACAGGAUUGGUGUUUGCUCCCUCUGCUGUAGCGUGAUUGAGGUUACUAGCUUUUGGCUGUAAAAAAAAAAACUAAAAUCAUGAUACAGACGUAUCUCGAUAAACGUUAGGGUUGCGUUUUUGGAAACUUGAACGUAAAGUGAAACAUCGCACUGUAUCGAAACGUAUAUUCCCAUAAGGUCCCAUUAUCUAAACGAAGAUGCGUUCCUAAGAAAAUAUUUUUGACCCAAAACCGACUAAAAUAACACUUUCCAGCACAAACAAGAUAUUGUCAUGCAUACAUAUGGAGAAUAAUAAGUAGACAGACAAUGUGAGAUGUUGAGGAUGUGGGGGGAGGGGUAACUGGAAAGGUGAGGAUGGGGCAGUGCGCGCAGCUGCCCCCCUCCCCCCCCGUGAGGACGUACCUACAAUAUGUAUAGUAUGCACAGUACAUACGGUAAGUACAGGCCGAAGCGUGGUGGAACGUAUAUUUAGUUUUGAACUUCACGGCUUGGUUUGUAAACGAGUGGCGAGGCUAUGCAACGUGGCAGCCAGGCAUAUGGCCUGGAGCCGUAUAAAAUGCAGACGUGAAUUUACUGCAGGUGUUUUGAUUUUCCCCCCCAACAAAACAAUACAAUUUAGAACAAACGAGACGUAAUUAGAAAAAAGUGUUAAUUUAUGAACGUAAUAACUAGUCGGCGUAAAUCGAGUUACCGGGCUACGCCUGAUAUUUGAACUGAGCUUCAUACUGAUCACACGUACCACAAGUGGCUGACCAAUCCAGGUGACCUCAUUUAGCCAUAAUGCUGUGUGAGCAGUGUAUAUCACACGGCAGACACAUCAGGCUUUUUCCUAAAACCAGAAUCUCACUUUUGCUACCGGUAACAUGGAGCCACGGUUGCAUGGAUUUGAACAACAAAUCGUGUAAUAAAUACUGAAUGUGCAGCUAAGAAGUAUAGACGUCAGACUUCAGUAGUAAUUUUGUAAAAUGUUGGAUUUAUUUUGUUUGAAAAUGUAGACCCUUAAGUAGAAUAGUUGGGUGAUCUUUAUCUGGAGCACAGUGGAGAGGAAAUCGACAACUCGAAGGACACCAGAUGGAGCCACAUCUCGCGUGCAGGAUGCUCAUGGGUCAUGUUGUUACCAUGGCGAGCACAAUCAUAAUACCGUGUACGGUAUUUUUUUACUUGUUUUAAGCGUUUUUCACUAAACCUAUGGUGGAAACCUCAUUUUAUUCUAGCAGGGGCCAUAUGCUCUGUACGUUAGCUCGUCGUCAGUGUAUUCCUAGUUUAGGCGCUAUAGUUUUGCACGGACCCCAAUUUUGUAAAUAUAAACUAAUUUCAAACACGUAAAAACGGAGUUGUUUGAUGCCUUAUAUUCUUGAACUAUUUGCAUCAUGAGGUUAUUUUACUUUAAAUAAUAUUCGUACAUUUUAAUUAUAUUCCCGAUUGAUGGCUUACGUAUGACUUGUAUGUUAGUGGUUAAGCUUGUUACGUGUGUAGUACGGUUGUCAAAGGUACAACAAAAGUAGAGAUUGCAAAAGUGGUAUUUUUUCGGCUGAAAGACCCCUGACUGCUCAUCAACGGUUCAAGGUACGGCGAGUGUCAUCGUCAGUCUCCCAGUGGUGGUUUAAAAACAAUCCGUAAUGUGCUGAUAUGGUGUGUAACAAAAAAACCCCAUCUAACUUGCAAAUGAGGCUAUGCAUAACUGAACUUAAAUGUUUUCCCUGGUGCAAAAGCUAAUACAGUAGUACUUUGUAUCGAACCAAAUAACAUACAUUACGAACUGCUACACAUUCCAUACACCUCUCGUCUUUGUAUUCUAGCCUUUGUUGGAGGUAUAAAUAGUACAUAAACAAAACGUGAGUAGUAUUUGUGUAGCUAAGAAACAUACCCUCAUGCCAAAUACUUGUUUUGUCGAUUAACAGGAAGUGAAACAACUUCCUGCUGGUGGUUGUACAAAAUGUAGGCGUGGAGCAAUGCACCAAUUCAUUGAUUAAAAUCAACUCUUAUCGCGAUAUGCACAUCGAAUUGCGUUGGUAACAAGCAAUUAUGCCUUCUUUUGACUUAAAGCUUUCGUGACUGCAGGAAUUCAUAUUCUUUGGGGUUUUCGGUAAAGUCACAUAGAUAGGUUCAAAUAAAAAAAAACCACGACGUUUCGAUCACAACACAAGCGGUCGUAGUUUUUUUUGUUAUUUUUUUUGAACCUAUCUACGUGACUUUACCGAAAGACCCAAAAAAUAUGCUCACUGUAUUUACAAUUCCACAAAAUUAUAUGCCAACGAUAUGCUGAUAUUACAAUUCGGUUAAUUUGGGCAGACCAAACAACACAAGUGAGACCUAAAAAAACCGAGAAACAAUAAAGAGACAUUAAAAUUUGAAAAUAAAAAAGUGAAUUCGUGAUCAAAUUAUUAAUCAAGAUCGUGACAAUGCAUUAACUCACUGUAGGGGCAACUUGUUACCUGUCUAGCACGAUGCACGCCGAGGUGAAAGACAUUAGAUCACUAGAAGACAUUAGAUCACACAUCAGCAAAAUCAAAUACUUUAUCCACUUUCAAAAUGAUCCCCGGGCAUCCAUUCCUGACUUGGGCGCCUCUGUGUGUGGGGUUUGUAUGUUCUUCCCCUGUUCUGCACGGGUUACUUCUGGGCAGGGGCGGUUUCUUCAUUAGGGCGAUUGGGCGACGCACCACCAAUGUCAUUCAACCACAGUCACGCUAGCCGUCACUGCAGCCUCUGGAUAUAGUCCAAUCAGCGUCAUGUCACGUUCUGUGGAGUACCGCCUCUUUUGGGGCGAUUUCACUACGGCUGAGAAUCGCCCCGAGUGGUCCCAUAGACUUACAUUGAAAGAUGUUUUUUUUCGAACGGGGGCGCUCCCAUGCAUUCUCUAUGGCUCCGGGAGGGCAAGCCCCAACGUGCUUACGUCAUCAUACGUGCUUACUGUCAUCAUACGUAAGCACGUUUCAUCCAACAAUAUAAUUUAUCGCUACCUAGUGGAGUCUUUAAUAAAAUAAACUUGAGUGGUUUGUUUUAAUAGUGAGUAUAUAAACAAACAAGAUGUAUUGUAAGAGUCACUUUAUUUUUCAUUAAUAUUAAAGUAGUGAAGUUGCCUUUACAUGCUUAAGCUGUUAAUUUAUCCAUUACAUGGGUGGACCUUAUCCUUAUCAAUCAUCCAGACAUUUGCCCCCCCUGAGAGAUUUUGCAGGAGCCGCCACUGCUUCUGGGUUAUCCUGGUCCCCCCCCCCUCCCCCACAUAACUAUGAAAUAUGCAAUGUCAACCCCGGUUCAAAUUUGCCCAAUUUGAAAAAUUACUCUUAAAAAGUAACAACCCCCCCCCCACUCCCCUACUGGCAAACAAAUGGCCAUCGCCGAGCCAGGCGUUGAGUCAUAUUGUACCGCACAUCGACAGCUGCCAGUAGUGUGAAUGGUGUCUGCGCUGAGACGUUUCACCACCCGAGAAAGCGCAUUCAUUCAGAGGAGAGAUGCCAGCCAAAAUGUGGACAGAAUAUCCCCAAAACGUUCGCAUUAAAGGUCAACCCAUACUUUGAUUUAGCGAUGAAACUCGGUAAACUGAAACGACCACAGCCGCAUGCAGAGACAAUGUCAGGAAUUAUUUACACAUGCUGUCCAGUAAAUGCUUGCACGCCCAUGCUUUUCACAAUUGUUUCCCUUCAACUUUUAAAGCGAGACGUUCCUGUAGUGUUUCAAAGGUGGUGUGAUCAAUGGCGAUUGUAGCACUGCAUACGUAGCCAUUGGUGGAAUUAUCCUGCAGAUUCCAAACCCCUGGCCUGGUUAUCACCACUGCUCCACUCAAGAGAUUCACUUGCUGCUUCUAAACACUCCGCUCCUGCAACACAACAGCACUCGCGUCAUCUUAAGCAAAUAGUAUUUUUACAAUUUUAAAAAGCAGUAUUUUGUAUAAGAACGUAUCGAUGUUUUAACCCGAUUUCUAACUGUCGUUAUUAUUCUAUUGGAGGGGGAUAACAAAGUAGAGUAGUUCGUCGAGUAGUUGGUAAGAGUCACGUAUUAAACUGUAACACUGUUAACUCCCCCUUCUUUAUAGCGGUAUUUACACGUGUAGUUGUACAUGCCUGUUCAUACGCUGUUAAGUGUUCAGUAUUUUAAAGCAAAUUCGGUACUAUGUAAUAUUUUGUAUUAAUGUUAGACAUUAAAAUUACGUAUGGUAAUACAGUACCACAGAUAAUUUUAAGUGGACAUUGUAGCAUUACAUUGAACUGCCUAAGUCUGUCUUGUCCGUUAAUAUUAAUGCCAGAGAAUCAAGGGAGUGGCCGGAUGGCUCAGAAGUCGGAGCACUGAGCUGGUAUAGCUGAGGUCCUCGAUUCGAAUCCAGGCAGUUGCCCAUGUUGAUUAAACUGAGUUCUCAAGCCGUAGUGAGUUAAUUGUCUCAUCCCGGUCAAUAAUGACUGCACAAAGAGAAAACAUAGCAUAAAAAAUUGGUUCUGCACUCGGAUUUGGACAAGUUCCUGCUCCGAGGAAAAAAACAAUAUUUGAUUCACUGUCAUUCGACGAACCCCACCCACUCUCAUAUGCAGAGGCGGGUGGGAAAGUUCUGCACCCUGUUGUAUGGACCAGCGGUCACUUGCAGGGAUCUCAAGAGGGUAGUAGCUCUGUGAUACCCCGCUUCAGUGAACCAUUCUCAAACACGAAGGGUGGCAACAACUGCUCUUCAUUUCGUGACACGACACCGAUAACUCAAUCGGGGUCACAUUUGGGAAACUUUACAUGAAAAGCCAGGAUCAAGGUCUGAAUGAAGGAAAUAAUAAUUUUGUUUGUUUUAUACCGGACUUUUUUAAAAUUAUAAAUUGAAUAUUUUUAACGGAAAUGUAAUCUGCACCUUUUUCGCGGUUUAUGGAACGAAUAUCCGCAGAUGACAGGAUCUGCGAUAUGCCCCCCAUAUCAAUUAUGGUUUACUUUAUUGGAGGUCUGUAUAUUAUUCAUAUAAAGUAUGGACAAUGUGGCAUUAAUGACCAAAUUUAAUUUGAAAUUACAUUACUUUACUACGUCAAGAUAUCCUCGGAAAACAAAACAGUACGCUGUCACAAAAGGCUUUCAAAUGGUUUACAUAAAUUUCGUGUACAUGCACUCCUCUACUUACGAACGAGUUAGGUUGCAGAGGUCUGUUCGUCGGUCGAUGUGUUCGUAAAUCCAACUUUACUCUUGUUAAUUGCAAACAUGUUGCACGGCAUGUACACAAGACACGGGGAAUUACUUUAAAACAAUUAUAAUCUCCUGUAGAUGUAGAUUCCCCUGGUUCGUAAUGUUCUGCAUAUGUAGAUGCCACCACCAUCAUCUGUUGCGCGGCAGUUAAACUUACAACUCUCGAUCCGAACAGACAACUGGACAUACGGACAGGUUUGUUCGUAUCUCUGUAAGUUUGUAAGUCGAAUGUUCGUAAGUAGACAAGUUCCUGUACCUACAUUGUGAAUAUGCUAAAAGUAAUUAAGCUCUUUUUUAUUUAUACAAAAGUGUUAUAUUUCAAAUUCACCAAGAUCUCGAUCCUUGGCUUAAUAAUAGUUGCUGUUUACUAUGCAGGUGUUUGCAUGACAGGGCAGCAUGUUGCACAUAACCGUCAGUUUACAGCAACUGCUUACCUUAACAACGUGUGCAGGACAAGAUAGCAGUUUUAAAAAUGAACUUGUAAUCUUGUAGAAAUUAGUUUUGUACUUUAAUUACAUGACGUGUGUUGUAUUCUUUUGUUUCACAACAGCUUAAUGAGACACUGAUGAAUGGUGCUAAUGCGUGAGCAGCUGAGGCCAUAGAAAGGGCUCUGUUGAGCUUCUUGUUGGCGAUCAAGAUGUAGUGCGCGAGAAAAAAUAAUAGACAUUAGAUGUGAUUGUACAGUUAGCUUGUAACGAUGAAAACGAGUGUUGUUUAAUGUCGUUUUGCUUUUUCACUCAUAGACAUGCCCGAUUGAUGAGAGCAGUCUACGAACAUGAUCCUUUUGCUGCGUGAUGUUGUCCAAUUUGCUCCAUGGAACUGCACACGUUGGUGUGCCUCUGUGCAUCAGCUAGUGUUCACCUUGCAUUGAAAAUUAAAUUUAAAAAAAUGUAGUCCCCUUA